Molecule: messenger RNA, 1446 nt
Organism: Cephus cinctus (wheat stem sawfly)
Lineage: Eukaryota; Metazoa; Arthropoda; Insecta; Hymenoptera; Cephidae
Gene: DHRS4
Product: dehydrogenase/reductase SDR family member 4
Exons: 6
Coding region: 377-1201 (274 amino acids)
Molecular function (GO): carbonyl reductase (NADPH) activity
Source: RefSeq, a predicted model, not a curated record
ACAACUUGAAUUUGAAGAGAUAGUCGGUGGUUGAGUAUUGCUAUAUGUAUUCUAUAUUCACUCGAGUUAUCUCAAAUAAUUAUUAAUGAUUUGUUAUAUGCAUGUAUGAUCAACAGUAGUAUAGGGGUAUGGGAUUAUUGAUAAUUUUUAUCCUUUUCAUGAUACGAUGUGACUUUUGUACCAUGAAUCGGCAAAUAUUGUAGCGCUGACACCGUUGAUUUCAGAUUUAAGUAUUUGUAUUUCCACACCUAUGUUAUUAUGUGUGAUAAUAGAUAUAUUUGAGAAUCACCAGAUGGACAUUUUUUGUCAUAAAAAUUAAGAUCGUCCAUCUUUUUUAAAAUUGGCUAAGUAAUUUUUUCUUAAAUUUUUAAUAAACAUGCUCCGUACUGUCAUUGUGGGAGGAAUAAGAUAUUUUACGUCCAGUGCAGCUUCUACAAUGUCUUGUCAAAGAUUAAAAGGUAAAGUGGCAGUCGUCACAGCAUCUACAGACGGCAUCGGUUUCAGCGUGGCAAGACGUCUAGCACAGGAAGGUGCAAAAGUGAUGAUUAGUAGUCGAAAGGAGGUCAAUGUUAAGAAAGCUGUAGAUCAACUUGUUUCGGAAGGUCUUUCAGUAUCUGGGAUAGUUUGUCAUGUAGGAAAAUCUGAUGACAGAAGACAACUACUUAACGAGACAAAAUCUAAGUAUGGUGGCUUGGAUAUUCUUGUAUCCAAUGCUGCAGUAAAUCCAGUAGUUUCUCCAAUUUUUGAUUGUGCCGAAGAAGUAUGGGACAAAAUUAUGGAUAUUAAUGUCAAAAGUACAUUCUUACUUAUGAAGGAAUUUCUGCCACUUUUACGUGAAAGCAAGACACCGUCAAUUGUAAUUAUGUCUUCAGUGGCUGCGUAUGAUCCUUUCAAUUUGCUAGGCGUAUAUUCUAUCAGCAAAACUGCUCUAGUAGCACUUUGCAAAGCAUCAUCGGAAGAACUUGCAACCGAUGGUAUACGUGUGAACUGUAUUGCACCUGGUAUCAUUCGUACAAAAUUCUCAAAACCACUUUACGAGUCAGAAGCUGCAAAUGAAAUCGCAAUGUCGAGAAUUGCAAUGCAGCGUAUUGGUUUGCCUGAAGAGAUUAGUGGUAUUGCUGCAUUUUUAGCUAGUGACGAUUCAUCUUACAUUACUGGUGAAACCAUAGUUGCUUCAGGAGGAAUGUCAUCUAGACUAUAAGAAGAAUGAUGCUUGCGACAUCCUUACUGGUGCAGCAAGUUUCUAAGGUGCCUGUAAUGAGUCGUGCAUUGAGUAUCCUGAGAAAUCAGGCAUACGUCAAUGGAAAAUGGAUCGGAGCAAGAUCAGGAGAAACUUUUCCUAUCCUGAAUCCUGUAAAUCAAGAGGUGAUUGAUUGCGUGCCAGAUAUGGAUCCUAGUGACACACGAAAUGCUAUAGAUGCUGCUAAUCAAGCUUUCAAGGAUUUU